Amphiprion ocellaris (clown anemonefish) is the source of this 2169-nucleotide messenger RNA. RefSeq names its product NAD(P)HX epimerase (gene naxe). The transcript has 7 exons. Lineage: Eukaryota; Metazoa; Chordata; Actinopteri; Pomacentridae. Gene Ontology annotation, molecular function: NAD(P)HX epimerase activity. The coding region runs from base 160 to 999 and encodes 279 amino acids. The record is from RefSeq and is a predicted model, not a curated record. Gene Ontology annotation, cellular component: mitochondrion.
CCAGGAAGUAGCAGACAGCGGUUAGUUUCGCUAACCUUAACCUUAAACUAACCUUAAACUAACCCUAAACUAACCUUAAACUAACCCUACCCACCUGUCAGUUUGAUCAGUGCGUUGUUAAAAAGGACAAACGUGACAUUCGAACUCGGAUCCUUCUGGAUGUUGAGCGUUCGGACUCUGCUCGGCUUCCUGGUGACCUCGAGAGCCGCCGCCGCCUUCUCUGGGACAUGUUCACCGUCUGCAGCAGCUAACGUUCAUCAGAAGGACUGUUUCAGGAGCAGAGCAGCGUCCAGCAUGGCCCAGACGGUCAAAUACCUCGGGCAGGAGGAGGCUCAGCACAUCGAUGAGGAGCUCUUCUCUGAGUAUGGAUUCAGCGUGGAUCAGCUGAUGGAGCUGGCGGGACUCAGCUGUGCGACGGCCGUCACUCGGGCGUAUCCACUCACGUCUCUGGUGAAGUCCAGACCUUCUCUCCUGGUGAUCUGUGGACCAGGAAACAAUGGAGGAGAUGGCCUGGUCUGUGCAAGACACCUCAAACUGUUUGGCUAUGAACCCACCAUCUUGUACCCGAAGAGGCCCAACAAGCCGCUGUUCCAGGGUUUGACCACACAGUGCCAGAAGAUGGAGAUUCCCUUCUUGACGGAGAUGCCGGAGGCUGAAGUGGUGGAUGAAGCUUAUAACCUGGUGGUCGACGCCAUCUUUGGCUUCAGCUUUAAAGGAGCCGUACGAGAACCAUUUGGAUCCAUUCUGGACGUUCUGAAGAAAACCACCGUCCCCGUGGCCAGCAUCGACAUCCCCUCAGGUUGGGACGUGGAGCAGGGCAGCGCUGAUGGACUGCAGCCCGACAUGCUCGUAUCGCUCACAGCUCCCAAGAAGUCGGCCUCCAUGUUCAGAGGUCGGUACCACUUCCUGGGAGGCCGCUUCGUUCCGCCCGGCUUGGAGAAGAAGUAUGAGCUGAACCUGCCUCAGUAUCCAGGGACAGACUGUGUGCUGCAGCUGUAGGAGGAACCUGGAAAACACCUGCAAAAACACCCAAAAAACACCCAAAAUACACCCAAAAAACACCCAGAAAAUACCUGCAAAAACAAACUGACCUGCUACAUAACAAUAUAUCAGGUUAGCUUAGCCUGCAAAAUGGAAAACGUGGAUAAACGACUAGCGUAGCGCUCUCAUAGCAACAGUAAGAUUUUUACUGUUGAAUUCAAUCAUUUUCUUAAUAAAUGCAGCCUCAUCAAUCAAUAAAUGAUCAAUAUUUGAAAUACAAAUAGAAUUUCUCUUCUGGUGUUUUUGUUUAAAGCCACAUCUAAAUAUGAAGCUACAGUUUAGCUUAGCAUGAACACUGGAAGCAGUUAGCCUGAUUUUCCUGAACAAAGCUAUGCUGUUUCCUCCUGCUUGCAGCCUUUAAGCUAAGCUAACCUUAGCAUGAACACUGGAAGAGUGGGAAGCAUUUAGCCUCACUCUGUGCUGAUAUUAGGAUUUUCUUGGACAGAGCUAUGCUGUUUCGGCCUGCUUGCAAUUUUUAAGCUAAGCUAACCUAGCAUCUAGUUAGCUUAGCAUGAACAGCCAGUUAGCUUAGCAUGAACACUGGGAAAACAGGAAGCAGUUAGGCGGUCUGUGCUUGUAUGCAGAUUUUCCUGGGCAGAGCUACACUGUUUCCUCCUGCUUGCAGUCUUUAUGCUAAGCUACCCUAGCAGCCAGUUAGCUUAGCAUGAACACAGGAAGAAUGGGAAGCAGUUAGCCUUACUGUGCUGAUUUGAAGAUUUUCUUGGACAGAGCUAUGCUGUUUCCUUCUGCUUGCAAUUUUUAAGUUAAGCUAACCUAGCAUCUAACUAGCUUAACAUGAACAGCCAGUUAGCUUGAACACUGGAAGAAGGGGAAACAGUUAGCCUCAGUCGCUGCUAGUCUACAGAUUUUCCUGGACAGCGCUACACUGUUUCCUUCUGCUUGCCCUCUUUAAGCUAAGCUAACUUCCUGCUGGACGUAGCUUUAAAUUUAGCGUAUAAACAUGAGAGCGCCAACACUGCCCUCAUCCCACUUUUGGAAAGAAAUUCACUAAAACACCAUUAAAUCUUGAAAGCUGGUUAUUUGAGGGCAAGAUACUCACGCUGCUGAGAGUUUUCUUCAUGUGAGCGAAUGAAAAUAUGAAAAUAAAAAGUUAAUACUGCUCAUUAA